Messenger RNA from Lottia gigantea (owl limpet), 990 nucleotides. RefSeq lists its product as hypothetical. The coding region runs from base 1 to 990 and encodes 329 amino acids. The transcript is spliced from 3 exons. NCBI's taxonomy places the organism in Eukaryota, Metazoa, Mollusca, Gastropoda, Lottiidae. The record is from RefSeq and is a predicted model, not a curated record.
AUGCUCGAACAUGAGUACAGAGUGUGUACCGGGCACUAUGCUAGAUUGUACGUGAGAGAAUCGAGAUUUGAAAAGCGUGAUAUAUUCUGUUAUUUUUAUUGUGGACAAUUUGACUGGUGCCGAGUUGUCACAAUCCAAACAGUCGUAAGUGGGGUCACCUGUCUCUAUCAUGAAAAUCUGUUUGAAGUUGAUUGUCACACUUUUCCUGUUGACGCUCAAGGUGGAUAUAAACUAAUCUAUAAGAAAGAAGAAUAUACUCCACCAAUUGACAAUGGUUGUAAGAAUGGUGGAACUCGGUUGAAUACAGGUUGUGUAUGUGUGGAUAAUUACGUCACACCCGACUGUAGUCGUUUAGCACACGAUUGCUCUGAAUUCGCUGACAGCAGUGCCCCGUAUGGCUUUACAAUUCAUAUGGUUAGGCCUUAUGGUUACAACAAGUCAAUCGAAGUGUCGUGUACCAUAAGGUUUGCAAUGACACUGAUUUUGCUCAGAGAUGAACGAAAGUUUCACGGCACUUUCAACAGAUCUUGGUCUGAAUAUAAAUACACGUUUGGUGACAGCGGCAACAGCGUGAAAAGCUACUGGAUGGGACUUGAAAAGUUGUAUAUUUUGACAAAUCAACCGGGUGUUAAUUUCAGAUUACAAGUGUUUUGUUACAGAUUUAGUCCAAUUAAAUACUUCAAUACUUAUUACAAUAAUUUUGUGAUCGGAAAUGCGUCAACUUCUUAUGCGAUGACUACUGGACUCUUGACUCCUGGUGGAUUAUCUGGUGUGGAUGGUAUGGGUGCAAAUAGAAGUAAUGUUCCGUUCUGUACCUAUGAUAGACCAUGUAGCGGCCAUCCUAAUGGUCUAAAUGGUGGAUGGUGGUAUGUAAACGGUCUAGAAAAAUAUGCCUUGACUAAUCCUUUUGGAAGUCUUCAUUAUCUAUUCUCGAAUUCUGACUUGGUAAUUGAUGUAGUGUCUGUUGCUUUAGAUCGAAUACAACCAUAG